Molecule: messenger RNA, 2298 nt
Organism: Plutella xylostella (diamondback moth)
Lineage: Eukaryota; Metazoa; Arthropoda; Insecta; Lepidoptera; Plutellidae
Source: RefSeq, a predicted model, not a curated record
CUGCCUGUCGCGCGGCGUCGACCCCUCUAAACUGAAAGCCCAUCCGCUGUGGUUUAACGGGCCGUCCUGGCUAGCAUCGAAUGCUUCACAGUGGCCUUCCUUUGAUGAAGUUAACGAUUCCACUUUAGACGUCGUUCCCGAGCAAAGGAACCUAGUUCACGCUGUUUUGACACCUGCUGACGAGUGUAGUAUUUACCCCGCUGCUUCUCGUUCCUCGUCAUGGACCAAACUCCUGCGAAUAAUCGUUUAUAUAUGUAGGGUUUUAAAACUAUUACCACGCCGCGAACCUACGUGUAUUACCGCUACUGACUUGGAGUACGCAGAAACAAAAUUGCUGCAAAUACUCCAAAACAAACAUUUUAAAGAUGAGUUAUUAAAUAUUAAAAAUGACUUGCCUGUUUCCCCGGUGCUUAAUAAAUUAAGACCGUUUUUACACAACGACCUAAUCCGAGUUGGCGGCCGACUCUCCAAUUCCGAUUUAGAUUUCGAUAAUCAACACCCGAUACUUCUGCCUCGUGAUGAUCACGCGGUUAACCUGAUAAUACAAUAUUAUCACAAAAAAUAUUUGCACGCAGGGCCAGAGUUGCUCCUGUCAUUACUUCGCCAGAAGUACUGGAUUCUAUCUGCUCGGCGCGUAGUGCGGAGGAUAGUGCACCAAUGCAAUGUUUGCUUUCGCGCGCGCCCGCGUCCGACUUAUCCGCUGAUGGCUGACUUGCCCGACUGUCGCACGAAGCAAGUUACGAAGCCAUUCACCCACACAGGUUGUGACUACGCAGGGCCUAUCGCUUACACUCCUGUUCGUCGCCGUGGAGCUAAGACUAUGAAGGCCUAUAUUUGCGUCUUCACAUGUCUUACCACUCGCGCACUACAUAUUGAGGUAGCGACUGACCUGAGCACCGCCAGUUUUUUGGCCGCUUUAAAGCGUUUCUUGUCCCGCCGAGGCCCGGUAAAGGUCAUGCAUUCUGAUAGGGGAACUAAUUUUGUCGGCGCUAAUUCUUACUUACGCGACCUUUACAAAUUUCUAAACAGCGACGAAUUCAGUUGCAGUCUCAAGCAGGAGCUCACAGAAAACCGAAUUGAAUGGAAAUUUAACUGCCCAGCCAGUCCACAUUUCGGGGGGUGCUGGGAGAGCAUGGUGAAGGUGGUAAAGAAUCACCUAUUUAAAGUGAUUGGUCAACAGCUGCUUUCAUAUGAAGAACUGGUUACUGUACUCGCUCAAAUCGAGAGUGUACUCAAUUCGCGGCCUCUUACUGUGCUCAGUGCGGACCCCGCUGAACCCGCCGCGCUGACGCCCAGCCAUUUUCUUCACACCGCGCCUUUACUUUCGUUGCCCGCGGCUGAAGUGCAUGACGACAACCUUAGCCUACUUCAUAGGCACUCGUUGCUCGAUAAACUCGUACAAUCCUUUUGGAGGAGAUGGAGAGUGGAAUACUUACAUGGCUUGCAGACUCGACAGAAAUGGAAUGUUCCAUCCUCUGCUAUUAUACCUGGAACAGUUGUAGUUAUCAUAGAUGAUAACGCGCCUCCGCUUUCGUGGCCAUUGGCGAUUGUCGACAAAGUUCAUCCUUCAAGGGAUGGAGUAACGCGGGUAGUUACUGUAAGGACUGCUAGGGGCACAUACGCUCGCCCGGUUGUACGUUUAUGUCCGCUCCCGUCACAAUAAACAAUACAUUAGUAUCUACCGCUGUAGUUUAUAAUUAGUUUUAGUUACCGCAUUAGCUAGGCUAUAAUUUUGUCUCGUUUCACUUAUGAAUGUUUUUAAAGGUGACCCUUUAAGGGGGGAGGAAAUGGUGCCACCUAUCUUUUAAUAUAUUUACUUUCAUAAUUUUCGCAAGGUUUCGAUCCUAAAAUCCUUUUCCCUAUUUCCGCUUAUGUCGUGCACCGCAACGCUACGUGUGGCAACACUGUCUGCGCCACCCACAGACAAUCAGUUCCGAAAACGAAUUCAUGGCCGCCGUCGCGCUAAGUUAUUCGCGAUUGAACUUAUUUUCAAAUAGACGAUUGGCUAGUUGCUAAAGUCUUCCGCUUCUUCUUUAUUCGUGGUGAACCGCUAACCGAAGAAUAUCAGUGUGUGUGUUGAGUGCUGCAGUGCUUUGGAUUGCUCUGAUCUCUGAUCGAUCGAGCACGUGGCGCCAGGCGAGGGUCUGGAAGCCGGCCGCCUUUUCCUGGUCUCCUGAACUGCCUCCAGCGUCCAGGUAGGUGCACGACACUUCAUCAACCCUUUCCCUCGGUGAGACACCUUGCUGUAGUUUCUUUUAUUUUUUUUCUAUCGAAGGGACUCCGGCUUAGCGGCGUUAC